This is a messenger RNA of Xenopus laevis (African clawed frog), 4257 nucleotides long. RefSeq names its product CTR9 homolog, Paf1/RNA polymerase II complex component L homeolog (gene ctr9.L). Lineage: Eukaryota; Metazoa; Chordata; Amphibia; Anura; Pipidae. Gene Ontology annotation, biological process: regulation of transcription by RNA polymerase II; transcription elongation by RNA polymerase II; stem cell population maintenance. The record is from RefSeq and is a predicted model, not a curated record. The transcript has 25 exons. The coding region runs from base 95 to 3589 and encodes 1164 amino acids. Gene Ontology annotation, cellular component: Cdc73/Paf1 complex; nuclear speck; nucleus. Gene Ontology annotation, molecular function: RNA polymerase II complex binding.
CGACGCGAGACUAGUUUCCGGGCUGCGAGAGGAUUGACCCUGCCGAGGCUCCGUUGUUCACUGCUGCACACUCGCAGGUCUCGGUGGUGGAAGGAUGUCGCGCGGCUCAAUAGAGAUCCCUCUCCGGGACACCGAUGAGGUCAUUGAACUUGACUUUGAUCAGUUACCGGAGGGGGAUGAAGUGAUCAGUAUAUUGAAGCAGGAGCACACGCAGCUGCACAUAUGGAUUGCACUAGCGCUGGAGUAUUACAAGCAGGGAAAGAAGGAAGAUUUUGUGAAGCUGCUGGAAGCGGCUCGGAUCGAUGGCAACUUAGACUACCGGGACCACGAGAAAGACCAGAUGACUUGCCUGGAUACGUUGGCCGCGUAUUAUGUGCAGCAGGCGAGGAAGGAGAAGAACAAGGACAACAAGAAGGAGCUGAUCACCCAGGCCACCCUCCUCUAUACAAUGGCUGAUAAAAUCAUCAUGUACGACCAGAACCACCUGUUGGGAAGAGCCUGUUUCUGCCUCCUGGAGGGAGACAAGAUGGAUCAGGCCGACGCCCAGUUUCACUUUGUGUUGAACCAGUCUCCGAAUAACAUCCCGGCUCUACUCGGCAAAGCCUGCAUCUCGUUCAACAAGAAAGACUACAGGGGGGCCCUCGCCUACUAUAAGAAAGCCCUUAGGACCAACCCGGGCUGCCCUGCUGGCGUGCGACUUGGUAUGGGCCAUUGUUUUGUGAAGCUCAACAAGCUGGAUAAAGCCCGCCUGGCGUUUGGACGGGCGCUGGAUCUGAACCCAACGUGUGUCGGGGCCUUGGUCGGUUUAGCUGUACUGGAACUCAACAACAAAGAGGCUGAUUCCAUCAAAAAUGGAGUCCAGUUGCUCUCCAAGGCUUACACCAUCGACCCCAGCAACCCCAUGGUCCUCAAUCAUUUGGCCAACCACUUUUUCUUCAAGAAGGAUUACAGUAAAGUGCAGCACUUGGCUCUCCACGCGUUUCACAACACGGAGGUGGAAGCCAUGCAGGCGGAGAGCUGUUACCAGCUGGCCAGGUCGUUCCAUGUGCAGGAGGACUACGACCAGGCCUUCCAGUAUUACUACCAGGCCACGCAGUUCGCCGCGGCCUCCUUCGUGCUGCCUUUUUUCGGCUUGGGGCAAAUGUACAUUUACAGAGGAGACAAGGAGAAUGCGUCCCAGUGCUUCGAGAAGGUCCUCAAGGCUUACCCCAACAACUACGAGACGAUGAAGAUCCUGGGGUCGCUCUAUGCAGCCUCUGACGACCAGGAGAAGCGGGAUAUCGCCAAGAGUCACCUGAAGAAGGUUACGGAGCAGUACCCAGAUGAUGUGGAAGCCUGGAUCGAAUUGGCUCAGAUCUUGGAACAGACGGACAUUCAGAACGCCCUGUCGGCUUAUGGAACGGCCACGCGGAUCCUGCAGGAGAAAGUCCAAGCCGACGUCCCACCGGAGAUCCUGAAUAACGUGGGUGCCCUCCACUUCCGCCUGGGGAAUCUGGGAGAGGCAAAGAAAUACUUUUUGGCUUCGCUGGAUCGGGCGAAGGCAGAGGCCGAACACGACGAACAUUACUACAACUCCAUCUCCGUCACCACCUCCUAUAACCUGGCCCGGCUCUACGAGGGUCUUUGUGAGUUUCACGAGUCGGAGAAGUUGUACAAGAAUAUCCUGCGAGAGCACCCCAACUACGUGGAUUGUUACUUGCGCCUGGGAGCCAUGGCCAGAGACAAAGGGAAUUUCUAUGAGGCUUCUGAUUGGUUUAAAGAAGCUCUGCAGAUUAAUCAAGAUCAUCCGGACGCCUGGUCCUUGAUCGGGAACCUUCACUUGGCAAAGCAGGAGUGGGGGCCGGGGCAGAAGAAGUUUGAGCGAAUUCUAAAGCAGCCGUCGACUCAGAACGAUACCUACUCCAUGUUGGCUCUCGGCAAUGUGUGGCUGCAGACUCUACACCAGCCCACCCGAGACCGGGAGAAGGAGAAGCGUCACCAGGACAGAGCGUUGGCCAUUUAUAAACAAGUGCUGAGAAACGACUCCAAGAACCUGUAUGCGGCUAACGGCAUCGGGGCUGUCCUGGCUCACAAGGGGUACGUCCGAGAAGCCCGCGAUGUAUUUGCCCAAGUGAGAGAAGCCACUGCCGAUAUCAGCGACGUUUGGCUGAACCUGGCGCAUAUCUACGUGGAGCAGAAACAGUAUAUCAGUGCCGUGCAAAUGUACGAGAAUUGUCUGCGGAAGUUCUACAAACAUCAGAACACGGAGGUGCUGCUGUACUUGGCCCGGGCUCUGUUUAAAUGUGGGAAGUUGCAGGAGUGUAAACAGAUUCUGCUCAAGGCUCGGCACGUGGCCCCCAACGACAGCGUUCUGAUGUUCAACGUUGCGCUGGUGCUCCAGAGACUCGCCACUUUAGUCUUAAAGGACGAGAAGAGCAACCUGAAGGCCGUACUGAAUGCCGUGAAGGAAUUGGAGCUGGCGCACAGAUAUUUUAACUACCUGAGCAAAGUGGGGGACAAGAUGAGGUUCGAUUUGGCCCUUGCAGUGUCGGAAGCCAGGCAGUGUUCUGAUUUGCUGAGCCAGGCCCAAUACCACGUGGCCCGGGCCCGGAAACAGGACGAGGAGGAGAAAGAGCUUCGCACCAAACAGGAACAGGAAAAGGAAGUUUUACGGCAGAAGCUUCUAAAGGACCAGGAAGAGAAGCGACACAGAGAAAUCGAGGAGCAGAAGAAGCUGCUGGAGCAGAGAGCUCAGUACGUGGAGAAGACCAGGAACUUGUUGUCCUUCACUGGAGAGAUGGAAACUCCCAAAGAGAAGAAACAACGGGGAGGUGGUGGAGGCGGAAGGAGAUCCAAAAAGAACGGGGAGUUUGAGGAGUUUGUUAACGACGACUCUGACGAGGAACUGGCACCCAGGAAGAAGAAGAGGAAGAAGGGAGGAGCCAGCAGCAGUGGAGGGGAACAAGGGGAAGAAGGAGAAGGAGGAGAGAAGAAGAAAAAGAAGAGGAGGAAGAGGCCUCAAAAAGCAGCCGAAGGAUCAGAUGAUGAUGAAGAGCAAGCUCCGCAGCCUAGAAAACGGCAGCAGAAAAAGAAAGAAAAGCUGGGCAAACUGGAGCGCACCCCGCCUUCCAUGAAGGGGAAAAUCAAAUCGAAGGCCAUUAUAUCCUCCAGCGAAGACUCGGAUGAAGAUAAACUGAAGAUCGCAGACGAGGGCCACGUCAGGGAGAGCAACAGCGACUCCGACAACGGCGGCGGGAAACCCAAAAAGCGAAUCAUGUCCGACAGCGAAUCCGACAACAGGAACAAGUCGGGCAGCGACGCCGGGAGCCCCCAGAAGUCUCAGCGGUCUGACGACGACUCCGAUAACAACACCUGGGCGAGAAAGAGGCGACGGCAGGAUUCUGGUUCCGACAACGAUUCGGCCAAAUCCCGGAGAAGCUCGGGCGGUUCUGACAAUGAAUCUCGAGCCGCGUCCCACAGUGCAGAGUCGGAGAGAGAAUCGGACCGCGGUUCUGACAACGAGGGCUCGGCGAGAGCCUCCGGCAACGAAUCGGAACAAGAGGCGUCCAAUAACGAGAAGUCGGACCGAGGCUCAGAUGAUAGCGAUUAAAUGUGGCCCCGCCCCAUGUACUUCUUACUGCAAAUAUUUAUUUUCCCUUUAUGUACGAGUCGAAUUGGAACAGACGUAAAACUGUGACGCAAGAGAAUACGUUGCUUUUUCUGCGCUUUCAGAUUUUCAAGGCAAAGUUACAUUUUUACUUCUUAACCUAAAAGGAAUCAUGUGAUACUGGGGAGGGGGGGGUCAGAUCAUACAGAGGUCGCAGCGCAGUCCAAAGAAUGUUCAGUUAUAAUGAUUUCUAUCUCUGCUCAUCUCUAAUGGAUAAAAGGCCUAUCUUGUAAGCUCUGCAGGCUCAGUUGACCUUUUCAGGCGGCAGUGAUUGGUUCUAUUCCAUAUGGGGGGAGGGGGGAAUGAUCAAUUGAGAACAGGACCCUUAGGUACAGGACCCCCAGGACACUCAGUGGAUAUAAAUGGGACGUGUCAGAUGUGAUGAUGAUAAAGGGAGCCUGAUCUGCCCCAAUCAAUUAAACCAAAAGCCUCACAUGUGACCUGAGAUUUUCCAUAUUGGCCCCCCCGACUGCUUCUGAACCCCCUGAUGAUGGCCCCCGGCUGUAGAGACUCCGCUCCCACAUUUCGUUUAUUCACCCUGGAGAUGGGGGGGGAUGGGGUGACUUUUUCAAUUUGAAUUUUUUUGUGUUUCAAAUAAAAUGUGACUUUUC